AUCAUCGACCUGUGGCAGGGUAUGGACUUCAGACUGGUGGCUCAUGCAGGUCGUGACACUUUCAUUAUCGGAGGAGCAGACGACAUACUGGCUCAACUAGAAGAGAGUCAAGUCACCAUAGGAACCAUCAGUGGUUCAAGAUACGUGGCACCAAUCAAGAACCAAGUGGAGGAGUGGGAGAGAAAGCUCCAGGCCUUUGCCCGUACCCUGGAGGAGUGGAUGAAGUUCCAGAGAAACUGGCUGUACCUGGAACAGAUAUUUAGUACACCUGAUAUCCAGAGACAACUGGGGCCUGAACACAAGAUGUUUACCGGAGUAGACAAGGCCUGGAAGGACAUCAUGCGCCGCGUGGAGGACCGCCCUAACGCCCUCAAAUCUGCCCUCGCCUCAGGAACCCUGGAGACGCUGCAGACUGGGAAUGGCACAUUAGAGAAAAUCCAGAAAAGUCUAGAG
This is a messenger RNA of Mizuhopecten yessoensis (Yesso scallop), 453 nucleotides long. RefSeq names its product dynein heavy chain 6, axonemal-like. Gene Ontology annotation, molecular function: dynein intermediate chain binding; minus-end-directed microtubule motor activity; dynein light intermediate chain binding. The annotation marks the transcript as partial. Lineage: Eukaryota; Metazoa; Mollusca; Bivalvia; Pectinida; Pectinidae. The transcript has 3 exons. Gene Ontology annotation, biological process: microtubule-based movement. Gene Ontology annotation, cellular component: dynein complex. The record is from RefSeq and is a predicted model, not a curated record.